Lingula anatina is the source of this 621-nucleotide messenger RNA. RefSeq names its product cryptochrome-1. Gene Ontology annotation, molecular function: FAD binding; DNA binding. The record is from RefSeq and is a predicted model, not a curated record. Gene Ontology annotation, biological process: entrainment of circadian clock by photoperiod; negative regulation of DNA-templated transcription; circadian regulation of gene expression. Gene Ontology annotation, cellular component: cytoplasm; nucleus. Lineage: Eukaryota; Metazoa; Brachiopoda; Lingulata; Lingulida; Lingulidae.
GGACAGACUGGUUAUCCAUGGAUUGAUGCUUGUAUGAGGCAGUUGGUACAGGAGGGUUGGCUGCAUCAGGUGGGGCGGCAUGCUGUGUCUGUGUUUUUGACCAGAGGGGAUGCCUGGCAGCACUGGGAAAUGGGAUUAAAGGUUUUCUUCAAGUACCUGUUGGAUGCUGAUUGGUCAGUCUGUGCUGGCAAUUGGAUGUGGGUAUCGAGCUCUGCAUUUGAGAAGUGCCUGGACUGCCCCAAAUGUUUUCACCCAGUGCGCUAUGGCCAGAGGAUGGACCCUGUUGGAGAUUAUGUGAGACGGUAUGUGCCAGAGCUUUCCCAGUUCCCCCUGCGUUAUCUCUUCCACCCCUGGAGGGCGCCACUGGAGGUUCAGAAAAAAGCAGGUUGUAUCAUUGGCAAGGACUAUCCUGCACCAAUUGUGGAUCAUGCAGAAGCUGCCAUGAAAAAUGGAGAAAGGAUGUCUCUUGUCCGCGAAAAAUAUGCAAAACUUCCUGACAUUCCUCAUGUGAAGCCUUCUAAUGAUGAAGAAGUAUGGCGGAUUGCUUGGUUGCCGAGAAACUUGACCUCUGUCCCCUGUGUGUCCUCUGACAAAUGUGAUGCUUUGGAUAUUGGUGAGUAG